Merops nubicus (carmine bee-eater) is the source of this 1072-nucleotide messenger RNA. It is a transcript of the gene IGF1, whose product is annotated as insulin-like growth factor 1 (somatomedin C). Gene Ontology annotation, cellular component: extracellular region. Bases 247 to 708 code for a protein of 153 amino acids. NCBI's taxonomy places the organism in Eukaryota, Metazoa, Chordata, Aves, Coraciiformes, Meropidae. Gene Ontology annotation, molecular function: growth factor activity; hormone activity. The transcript has 4 exons. The record is from RefSeq and is a predicted model, not a curated record.
GCUGUUUCCUGUCUACAGUGUCUGUGUAAUGUAGAUAAAUGUGAGGAUUUUCUCUAAAUCCCUCUUCUGUUUGCUAAAUCUCACUGUCACUGCUAAAAUCAGAGCAGAUAGAGCCUGCGCAAUGGAAUAAAGUCCUCAAUAUUGAAAUGUGACAUUGCUCUCAACAUCUCACAUCUCUCUGGAUUUCUUUUUUCUCAUCAUUACUGCUAACAAAUUCAUUUCCAGACUUUGCACUUUUAAGAAGCAAUGGAAAAAAUCAACAGUCUUUCAACACAAUUAGUUAAGUGCUGCUUUUGUGAUUUCUUGAAGGUGAAGAUGCACACUGUGUCCUACAUUCAUUUCUUCUACCUUGGCCUGUGUUUGCUUACCUUAACCAGUUCUGCUGCUGCUGGCCCAGAAACACUCUGUGGUGCUGAGCUGGUUGAUGCUCUUCAGUUUGUGUGUGGAGACAGAGGCUUUUAUUUCAGUAAGCCUACAGGGUAUGGAUCCAGCAGUAGACGCUUACAUCACAAGGGAAUAGUGGAUGAAUGCUGCUUCCAGAGUUGUGACCUGAGGAGGCUGGAGAUGUAUUGUGCUCCAAUAAAGCCACCUAAAUCUGCACGCUCUGUACGUGCUCAGCGCCACACUGAUAUGCCAAAAGCACAAAAGGAAGUGCAUUUGAAGAAUACAAGUAGAGGGAAUACAGGAAACAGAAACUACAGAAUGUAAGAACAUACCAUCCACAAGAAUGAAGAAUGAAUGUGCCAUCUGCAGGAUACUUUGCUGUAAAUAAAUUAUUUGUUAAACAUUGGAAGACAAAAAAAAAACAAACUAUGGUUUAAUAAGCUUGAUGCAAUCUCAACCAAUGGGCAUUCUCCCAAUGAACAAUGCAACUAAACAUUCCAAUAUUAAGUCUUUAGAAAACAGAACAUUUUAACCAGCCCAGAGCUAAAAUAUUCUGUAGUUGAUAUAUUACUGUUUGUUAACCUGUUUUAAACGUCCUGCACAAAAUCUCUUAAAGUCCUGUGCCCCUCAAAAGCCUACAAAUUUAUGGGCCUUUGAUGGAUCCAAUUGCACUAAAUUAACCUAUGAA